AUGGCGGGCGCUGGUGAGCGCAAAGGCAAGAAGGAUGACAAUGGCAUUGGCACGGCUAUUGAUUUUGUGCUCUCCAAUGCCCGGCUGGUGCUGGGGGUGGGUGGGGCAGCCAUGCUGGGCAUCGCCACACUGGCGGUGAAGCGGAUGUAUGACAGGGCGAUCAGUGCCCCUACCAGCCCCACCCGCCUGAGCCAUUCAGGGAAAAGGAGUUGGGAAGAACCAGCCUGGAUGGGCUCCCCCCGAUUGUUGAACAGGGACAUGAAGACAGGCCUGAGCCGGUCCCUGCAGACUCUUCCCACAGACUCCUCCGCCUUUGACACAGAUACAUUCUGCCCACCCCGGCCCAAGCCAUUGGCCAGGAAGGGCCAGGUAGACUUGAAGAAGUCACGACUCCGCAUGUCCCUGCAGGAGAAACUUCUUUCUUACUACCGGAACCGGGCAGCCAUCCCUGCUGGUGAGCAGGCUCGGGCCAAGCAAGCUGCUGUGGACAUAUGUGCUGAGCUCCGGAGCUUCCUGCGGGCCAAGCUGCCUGACAUGCCACUUCGGGACAUGUACCUGAGUGGCAGCCUCUAUGAUGACCUGCAGGUGGUGACAGCUGACCACAUCCAACUCAUUGUGCCCCUUGUGCUGGAGCAGAACCUGUGGUCUUGUAUCCCUGGCGAGGACACUAUCAUGAAUGUCCCUGGGUUCUUCCUGGUUCGUCGUGAGAACCCCGAGUAUUUCCCUCGUGGCAGCAGUUACUGGGACCGCUGCGUGGUGGGGGGCUACCUCUCCCCAAAGACAGUGGCAGACACAUUUGAGAAGGUCGUGGCUGGCUCCAUCAAUUGGCCGGCCAUAGGGUCUCUCUUGGACUAUGUGAUCCGACCAGCACCACCCCCAGAGGCCCUGACCCUGGAAGUACAGUAUGAGCAUGACAAGCAUCUCAUCAUUGACUUUCUGCCAUCAGUGACCCUUGGUGACACUGUCUUGGUGGCCAGACCACACCGGCUAGCUCAGUAUGACAACCUGUGGCGGCUCAGCCUGCGUCCUGCCGAGACGGCUCGCCUGCGAGCUUUGGACCAGGCCGACUCAGGCUGUCGAUCUCUGUGCCUCAAGAUCCUCAAGGCUGUGUGCAAGUCCACUCCGGCUCUGGGCCCCCUCACUGCCAGCCAGCUCACCAACGUCAUCCUCCACUUGGCCCAGGAGGAGGCUGACUGGUCUCCAGAUAUGCUGGCAGACCGAUUCUUGCAGGCCUUGAGGGGACUCAUCAGCUACUUAGAGGCCGGAGUCUUGCCCAGUGCCCUAAGCCCCAAGGUGAACUUAUUUGCAGAGCUCACACCUGAAGAGAUAGAUGAAUUGGGGUACACUCUAUAUUGCUCCUUGUCUGAGCCAGAGGUGCUGCUGCAGACUUAGGGCAGGUGAAGGCAGAGUGGUUGUUGGGCGGUUGGGGACUGGAUUCUCCUUUAGAAACACUUGGCUGCAGAGUUGGUGCAUCACAGGGUCCCUGGGUGCCUCCUGUCUUGCUGGUCUUCGCCUUGUUUGCUUCAUGCUGAAUAGCAUGACAUCUGUUUCCUGUUUUCUCACCCAGCCCCUUCUAUUUUUGUUAUCAAACACUGUGGCCCCGACUUCUCCCUCCCCCUUGCUCCAGGCUAAUUUUUUUUCUAGAAUGAAUUGUGAAGGCGGAGCACUGGCUGAAGCUGUUGAGGCUACUCAGUGUUCUGCGGGUUGGUCCCAGGGUUUCUGCUCCAUCUGUCCUGCCCCUUUCUGCCUGCGCCUUUUUGUGUCUCCCUCUUUUCCUCCUGGUCAUUCCUUCUGUUUUGUGCUUUUCCCUGGAACACUUAUGCCUAAUCAAGAUGUUGCCUUUUAGUUGAAUGUCACUGAAGAGUUACUGCAUGUUUCCAAGCUGAACUCUGCAGAGUGAGUGCUCUGACAGUAUUUACAGUAUUUAGGGUUUCUGGGGAUAAAGCUGGCAGAAGAGCCAGCCUUUGAUCCAGGUUCCUGGAAAAGAAGCCCAUUUCCCACCCCCGCUAACUUAUAUUCCUAAGUGCUGGGAAGGUCUCUCAAGGGAGCCUGAACUGACCACACGGGUGUGAGGGAUCAAGAUAAACUGGAUACAAAAUUAUUUGGAGACUGUGCUUCUCAGUGGCCAUCAGGAGAGAGUGGAGUUGGGGCAGUACGGAUGGUGGAGAGGUCCUUGGGAGGAGGAGAGCGCCUCAUGUCCGUGCCUCAUCCGUGGCUGCGCCUGCACCGCUGUGUGUAGGAGUCAGAUGAGACGGGAGGGAAGGGGCUGCAAGGCUAGUGCCUCUGCAGCAGGGCACUGUUCACUCCUGUCCCUGCCUCACCGCCAGUUAGGAUAGGGCCUUCAAGGACACAGCCUUAGCGUGAGGUUGGAGGGAGGGUGACAGACAGCUGAACAUCAGCUGGAUGACCCAGUCACCAGUGGGGGCUCAGUGACCAUGUUUCUCUCUGCCAGGCCUAGGAUGCUGCCUUAGGGCAGGAACAGCCCCAGUAGCCAGCCCUUUAUUCCCCAGUGGAGCCAUACAAAUGGAAAAGGAGUGUUUGCUGAACUCCUCAGCCACCUCCAGAGGCCAAAAGGCAAGCAACUCUGCGCAGACCUCUCCCCGUCCUGUCCCUUACCCGCUCCUGGACAGCACAGGGAUAACGUGCAGGAGAGGGAGGUGGGGACUUCCCAUGUUCCUCCUCGUUUCUGGCUGCUAAAAUUGCACUAUUUAUUGCAAUGUAAAAAGUAUCCUGAGGGUGAGGAGGAGUGUUUAAUACACGGUGUCAGUGCAUCUUCUUGUUCUGUGUUUUUUCCUGUUUAUGGCAAGCGGUUGAUAAUUUCUGAUCUGCCCAUCCAGUAUUUUUUUCUUCUCUUAUCGCGUCUUACUGCUUUAUCUAUUACUACCUCUCCAUCAGAGGAUUCUGGUGAAGCUCUCUGCAACUGUCUCAUUCCUUCCCAAUACAGUGACAUGAAAUGACUUUAAAUAGCUCUGAAACCUCAGCUACCCUUUGAAUUUAGGGUAGAUUCCUGUCCCGUUUUUGUCAUGGAUUAGGAGAUUGAGAACUACACAAUGUAGUUAACUUUGGAUAUAUUUGGAGAAUCCUCCUGCCUCUUCUCUCAUACAUAUGCAAGAGUUCCUUAAAGUGGUUCAGUUGUUUCAUUUGUUUGAAGAUAUUGAGAGAGAAUGAAAAAUGUGAAGCCCAGAACCCUGAGAGACUCUCCACGCUGGUUGUCCAUCAGAGUCAAAAUGGACUUUAAAAAGAUCAAUAUGCUUGAGUGCUACCCUGGGUGGUUGGUCCUGGGUGGAGCCUGGCAUUGAUGGUUCUGAUGCUUGCAGCUGGUAUCCAUUAGAAGGGAGGAUGAGGGUAGGACUCUCAUAAAGUGUUGCAAAAGCAUGGGUUAUUCUUGAUUGAGGUGAAAAGAUUUGGUUUUCCCGAUGAGAGUAUCAUAAAGCCUACAAUUUUCCCAGGCUGGUGUCUCUGACCACAUUCCAUGUAAAAUAUUGGAAGGAGAGUUCAAAAGAGAAAAGAUGUAAAAAACUAAGUCCCAAAUUAUCAAAGCCAAGUAUAGCUGUCAUUUGAAUUGAUCACUUCUCUUAAAGAACAUCUUUCUAAGAUCAUCUCUGUUUCUUAACUAUGUUUUACAAAACCGAAAACCAGAACUUCGCCAUUUCACAAACAAGGACCUCCUAGAAGUCCUCAGAACUAGCAGCAGUGGGAAUUCUCAGCCCUGGUCCUGGUGGGUUUGCCGACAGACUGGGCAAGCCUCAUAAAACAUGGAAGACAGGCAAGCGCUUUGAGACUCUUGGAUAGAAAAGGGCAACAUUCUGUGCCCUGCCCCCCCAAACCCUUUAAUCUUUGGGGAAAGAUGUAGUGCCUCUCCCUGCCUUUUUUGCCUUCCUCCUCAGUAUUUAUUGCCCACCUUUAAGGCCUGAAGUAAUAGCAUCUGCUCCUAGUUCUCCAUCUAGAAAUUUCUUUGCAUCAUCUUGGUUAAACUCACAUUGUUAGCCUUGUGCUUAAAAAAUAUACUCAUCAGCUUGAAAACCUAGUCACUUGGAAAGUGUAUUUUGUUUCUCUGUUGCCCCUUCCUAAAAAAUUAGUUCAGGACAACAGUGUUUGUUUUUACACUCUUUGGUGUGACUUUCCUUUCAAAUAAAUAAUCAAAGUUCAUUGCUAAA
Messenger RNA from Manis pentadactyla (Chinese pangolin), 4157 nucleotides. It is a transcript of the gene MIEF1, whose product is annotated as mitochondrial elongation factor 1. NCBI's taxonomy places the organism in Eukaryota, Metazoa, Chordata, Mammalia, Pholidota, Manidae. Bases 1 to 1392 code for a protein of 463 amino acids. Gene Ontology annotation, cellular component: mitochondrial outer membrane. The record is from RefSeq and is a predicted model, not a curated record. The transcript has 4 exons. Gene Ontology annotation, biological process: positive regulation of mitochondrial fission; mitochondrion organization.